GAAAGUCUCGAAACUACACUACAAUGUAGGUGUUACAAUUGAUGGGAAAAAGAAAUGGUGAAAAAAUAAAUUUGAAAAUAUGAGUUUCAACACUUAAUCCUUUCAGUUUUACUUUGACAGUAGCGUCGUUGUUUAUAUAUAACGCUUGGCCUUAUAACGACAUAUUAUGGUUAUACACCAUAUCUAUGAUAUACACUGUCUAUUCUAUCUGUCAAAGAUACAAUAACAACUAAUAACAUACUCCCAAUAGUCUUUAUUUAAUUAGAAUAAAAUUGAUUUGUAUUUAUAAUACUGAUAUUAGAAAAGAAAUCAUAUUUUUAGCCUAAGCUGAAAACUAGAAGUGCUUCUAUUUUCUGAAAAUAGCAAAAAUUAUUCAAUAUGACUUCUAUGUUUGAACAAUUUGAACAACCAGAUAUGAAAACCAAAAAUGUUCCCUCAGCUGAAAUGAGUAUGUCUGCAUAUAUAAAUGUUUCAUUGGAACAAGAGGCACCUAUUUUUUCAAAAAGUAAAAAGGAUUUCACACCUUCUGAAAGAAUUACACAUGUUGCAAUUGCCAAUAAAUACCUCAUCAUUGUUAUGGCAAAUAGUGUAUUAUUUAGAAUGAAUUUAAACAAUCCACAGCAAACCUCUGAAAUUUCUUUAUCAAAAUAUACAAGCACCACUAAAAUUACAAAUCUUUUUUUGGAUCCGACUGGAAAUCAUCUGCUUAUAACAUUUGUUGCAAAAAAUGAUGGAGGAAGUGGUCCAGAGAUUCUUUAUUUGUCAAAAAAAUUAGAUAAAGUGAGAACAACCUCAAAAUUUCGGGGUAAUGAUUUUACAGCAGUGGCAUGGAAUCCACUCAAUGAAUCAGAAAAUACCACUGGACCAAUUUUAUUAGGUACAUCUAAAGGAUUAAUAUUUGAAACUGAAAUUACUUUGGAAGGAGAAAAGUUCUUCACUUCAAGUUUUUCAUCGAGUCUGGAACAAUAUUGGCGGCAGCUGCCACAUUAUUUACCCUUAUAUGGAAAUAGAGAUGAGGAUGGCUUGAUAUUUGACAUUGGUAAAGGUACUGAUACUCCAAUAAACAAUUUGGAAUUUCACAAACUUCCCCGACAAGAUAAAUACGUGGUAAUAGUGACAACGCCGUCUAGGUUUUAUUAUUUUACUGGUUCAGUAAAUUCAGAAGACAAACCAAUUUUACAACAAGUGUUUAAUAAAUAUUUGAAUGUUCCCGAAAAGGAUACUUACAUGGAAUGUAAAAACAACAAUAACUUGUCCAAAUUGCAGUUGUGGUCCGAAAAUUUAAAUACCCCGGAUUCUUUUGCUUGGAUAACUGAAGAAGGUAUAUCUUUUAGUCAGAUCGACAUUUCUACAGAUAAUAUAGAAUCAAUUAGUUUGAAGACGAACUUUAUUUCAUACCCGAAAUCUAUUUACGAAGAUUCGGUACUUAAAAAGUUUCCUAUAGCAGUGGCCCUCACCCAAUUUCACAUACUUUUAGCUUAUACAGACUCGGUGAAAGGAGUUUGUCUAUUAAACCAAGAAAUAGUUUACGAGGAUAAUUACAAUGAAGCGUUCGGUAGACUCAUCAAUCUAAUCAAGGAUGUUAGAACCGGUGAUAUUUGGGCAGUAACGGAAAAUUCUGUAUUUCGUUUUAAAGUUACCAGAGAAGAACGAAACAUAUGGCAAAUAUUUUGCGAUAAAGGAGAAUUCGAAUUGGCGAAAAAAUAUUCCAAAAGUAAUAUACAAUGUUAUAACCAUGUUUUGAUUAAAGAAGCCGAUAAAUUGUUUGGUGAUGGUAAAUAUGAACUUAGCGCCCAAAGGUAUGCAGAAACUGAAUGCAAACUUGAAGAGGUCUGUUUAAAAUUCAUAGAAGCUGGACAAAGUGAUGCAUUAAAAAUGUUUUUAAGGUGUAAGAUGAAUAUGUUGAAACCUCAGGACAAAACUCAAAUAACUAUGAUAGUAUUGUGGGUUAUGGAACUCUAUUUGAUAAAACUGGAAGAAGGACGUUUACUAGGUAUGGAAGAGUCAACAGCUUAUGUGGAAUUACAAAAAGAGCUUGACAAGUUUAUAGCGAUGGACGAAGUAUCUAAUUGUAUUAAAAAUAAUAAAAGCACUGUAUACAAUUUGUUGAGUAGCCAUGGCGAUAAAACAAAUCUCCUAAAACUCACUAUAAUCAAUAAAGAUUUUGAACAGAUAAUUCAACAACAUAUAUUCAAGAACAAUUUUCACGACGCUCUAGAGGUACUAAAAAGUCAGAAAAACUAUGCUCUGUACUAUCAUUUCACCCCAAUCUUGAUGCAAAUGAUUCCUAAACAUAUGGUAAAAGUUAUAAUAGAACAAGGAAAAAAAUUGGCACCACUCAAACUUCUUCCAGCUAUGGUUACCUGUAACAGUGAAUUUCACGCCAAAGAAAUAAUACACUAUUUAGAAUUUUGUAUCGAUAAAUUGAAGAAUACCGAUAAAGCUAUCCAUAAUUUCUUGAUAUCUUUGUAUGCGAAAUAUGAUUCAGAAAUGCUCAUGAAAUAUUUGGACUCGCAAGGACAAGAACUUUCUUUGGUAAAUUAUGACAUUCAUUAUGCGUUGAGACUGUGCCACGAACAUAAGCAGGACAAAGCGUGCGUUAAACUUUUUGGAUUAUUAGGUAUGUGGAAAGCGGCCGUCGAUUUAGCACUCACCAUAGAUAUCGAUUUGGCCAAAACGAUAGUUAAUAUGUCUCCCGAAGAUGAUUUCGAAUUGAAAAAGAAACUUUGGCUCAAAAUAGCCGAACAUUUAGUAAAAAGUACAGAAGACAUACAACAGAUAAUGGAAUUUAUGCAACAAUGCGAGUUUAUUAAAAUAGAAGACGUUUUACCAUUUUUCCCCGAUUUUGUUACAAUCGAUUAUUUCAAAGACGCUAUAUGUAAUUCGUUGAAGGAAUAUAAUCAGAACAUUCAAAAUUUGAAAGAAGAAAUGGAAGAAGCUACGAAAUCUGCCAAACAAGUUAGAGAAGAAAUAGAAGCAUUUAGAAAUCAUCAUACAAUAAUCAAUACUUCAGAUAAUUGUGAAGUUUGUAACAAAAUGUUGCUCAUCAAAUCUUUUUAUAUGUUUCCGUGUCGCCAUAUGUUCCAUAGCGAUUGUCUCUUAACUGAACUGUCACCAUUUUUAGGUCCAGCUAAAAGGAAUAGACUGUCUGAUUUGAAUAAACAGCUUAGUUUGUAUAAUAAUCAGUUUAAUCUUGACAAUUUGAGCACUGGAUCUACGGGAAUGUCUCAUAGAGAACAACUCAGAGCUGAAAUCGAUAAUAUUCUGGCAUCGGAGUGUCCAUAUUGUGGAGAAAUUAUGAUUAAAAAUAUCGACCAACCUUUUAUAGAAGAUCAUGAAUAUGAGAUGAUCAUGAAAGAAUGGGAAUAAAAUUAUUUUGAUAUUAAAAUUGAAAAUGUAUAUAUUGGAAGUUUGUAAUAUCAUACCAAAAUUGGUUUGUACGAAAUUUUGAUGGAUAAUAAAAUUCCUCGGUAUAUUUAGAGAUAUCACCCCUAAAGGGUGGUGAGUGAUAUUGAGUUUUAAUUAA
This is a messenger RNA of Diorhabda carinulata, 3526 nucleotides long. It is a transcript of the gene dor, whose product is annotated as vacuolar protein sorting-associated protein 18 homolog. Gene Ontology annotation, cellular component: HOPS complex; endosome. Lineage: Eukaryota; Metazoa; Arthropoda; Insecta; Coleoptera; Chrysomelidae. Gene Ontology annotation, biological process: endosome to lysosome transport; endosome organization; lysosome organization. The coding region runs from base 379 to 3369 and encodes 996 amino acids. Gene Ontology annotation, molecular function: protein-macromolecule adaptor activity. The record is from RefSeq and is a predicted model, not a curated record. The transcript is spliced from 13 exons.